This is a messenger RNA of Cryptotermes secundus, 2902 nucleotides long. Its product is annotated as N-alpha-acetyltransferase 10. Bases 133 to 693 code for a protein of 186 amino acids. The transcript is spliced from 5 exons. NCBI's taxonomy places the organism in Eukaryota, Metazoa, Arthropoda, Insecta, Blattodea, Kalotermitidae. Gene Ontology annotation, cellular component: NatA complex. Gene Ontology annotation, biological process: N-terminal peptidyl-glutamic acid acetylation. The record is from RefSeq and is a predicted model, not a curated record. Gene Ontology annotation, molecular function: protein-N-terminal-glutamate acetyltransferase activity; protein N-terminal-serine acetyltransferase activity.
GGCUACCAAGGCUGCCAACAUCGUUUAGCUCUGUGGUGGAGCAUUUGUUUUUCCGGCGGUAGUGUUUUUCCGUCAAGCGCAUUGUUUAUACAAGCAUUUUGAUAGAAAGUAGUUUAUCACUACAUCCAGGAAAUGAAUAUUAGAUGCGCAAAGCCAGAAGACUUAAUGAAUAUGCAGCACUGCAAUCUGCUGUGCUUACCUGAAAACUACCAGAUGAAAUAUUAUUUUUAUCAUGGCCUCUCAUGGCCACAGUUGAGUUAUGUAGCUGAGGAUGAGAGGGGUAAUAUAGUUGGAUAUGUUUUAGCUAAAAUGGAAGAAGACAGUGAAGAUGACCCUCAUGGUCAUAUCACAUCUCUUGCUGUGAAACGCUCCCAUAGGAGAUUGGGUUUAGCUCAAAAAUUGAUGGACCAAGCAUCUAGAUCGAUGGUAGAAUGCUUCAACGCAAAGUAUGUAUCCCUUCAUGUGCGCAAGAGCAACAGGGCAGCACUGAAUUUAUAUACAAACACACUUAAAUUCACUAUCUCAGAAAUUGAACCAAAGUACUAUGCUGAUGGAGAGGAUGCUUAUGCUAUGAAGAGAGAUUUGGUUUCCUUUGCAUUUCAAAACACUGGCAAACCGGAUUCGAGUUCUACGAGCUAUCAUGAAAUAAAGACUUCAGUUCAUGAAGCGGACAAGAAAGAUAAAAAAGAUUAGUGUUCCCCUCCCAUCCCAUCUGUAUUUAGAAUGGGGUGUGUGAAAGAUGUUCUUGUGUGGUUGGCUGAAGUUCUCUUAAUUAGCAUGCCUAAUCGCGACAUGAAAUAAAAUUGUUUGUACAUCAUAUAUAUUGAUCUGUGGUAUUUACACUUAUGCAAAGCUUUGAAUUAUUUAUGUAGGCUAACACAAAGAAGUGUUUUCCACAGACUCAAUAAUAAUGUAUGCACUUUCAUGGCACAGACAAAUUGCACAAGUCAAUGUUGGAAGAUGACGAACUAUGCAAAUUUUUCCGCUAGUGCAGUAGUAAAUUUAUAUUGAAGUAAACUGCUGUAGGCAAUAGCAGUCAUACUCAUUACUACAUGUUUUGUAAUACAGUGCAAGAAUAGUGUGUUAUUAAAUUCUAUGAUCUGUAGAUGCAAGGAACAUUUUUGUUUACAUGUGAAUUGAGAAAAUAUAUCUUAGAUAUUAUAUAAUUAUUUUAGAAAUUAAUUUCCAUUUAAUUCCAUAAUGCCAUAAACAUGAAAUAUCUCAUUCUGUUUGCCUUAUUUAACAUAGCUUUUCAGACAUUAAGUCAGCACCUCAGACUCUUCCAGUAUUAUAAUCUUGUCAUAAGCAGAUUUAGGUAUUUAUGCCAUGCUUUGAUAAAGGAAAGAAUUUUCUUUAUAAAUAAAUGCCAUAGAAGAUCUAAAAUUAAGAUAUAUUCUGUAAUCAUACUGCAAGAGGAAGGACUUGCUGUCGUAUAAAUGCAACCGCAAAGGCAGGCAGGGUGCCAUGAAUCUUCAAGGGAUUAAAUGAUCUUUAAAAACACUACCUUAAACGGUGAGUCUGAGGUAAGAUAAUUCAUUAUCAUUCAUAGGGGGUCAUGAGUUCCAUCCCCAAUUAGAUCUGUAUGUGGAUUUUACUGCUCACAGAUUGAAUCCUGCAUCUCUACAAAAGAUGACACUUCAGAGUGUGAAGAACUGUCCUGGGGGAGGGCAGAUGGUCUUACCGUCAGUUUCAGAUAAAUAUUGAGGCAACUGUUUGCUCAUAAGUGGAUCAUCAUAAUUAUCCUGAAACUGAAGCUAUAUGUAUAACCUAAGAUGUAUAUUUCUGUUCUGAAGAUUCUGUCUGGUGCAUAUUUAAUUAUGUAUUAAAAAUUAAUUUUCACGUACAAAUAGUGACACACUGUACCUGAAUAAAUGGCCAAAACAGUGUAAUUUUGAGUGAGGAACUGACUAUGAAGUGUCAACAUUAAAUUUCAACAAAAUCUUCAAAUAUAAAUCUGAAAACUGAGUUUACACUUCAGCUUCAUAUGAACCUUCAGGAUUCAAAUUUAAUAAAAUUUGUGAGUCAAAGUCAGUAUGAAUGCCUAUUCAACAAGGGUUCUUUCUUCUGGCAUAUUGCUGGAUAGUAACAGUUGCUGGUUUUAUUGAACUUAAAACUCAGACUGAAUCAGACACACAAAAAGUUAACAAUCUGAAAUUUGAUCGGUGACAUAUCUGUGAAUUGUACCUCUAAACUGGUUUAUGUUUCAUCAUCAACAGGAAAUCUGCAUUAAUCUUUAGUAGGGAUGCUAGUGUUGUAUUGCAUAUACAAUUUUGUUAUUGACAGUAUAUUAAUAGUAGAGAUACUUCACUGCAUACAGUCAAAUUCUCUUUUCAACACACUACUUAAGUUUUAUAUCUGCUUUUUUUGUACAUUAAGUUAUGUUUGAGAAGUUUUAUUAUGAAGUGAGGAUUUUAUUUUAGUGUGAGCUCUCAAACACAUUUCAGUAGCUUUGGAAAUGAAACAUCAGACAAACUUCACCUCAUCAUGCACUCGCUACAAACAGUGAACAAAAAGUAAUGCACAACACACGCAAUAAGACCUCCACACAGUAGCCUCAGAGGGCUCAAAAACAGUUGGACAUACCUUACUAUUCAUUAUAUGGAUGUUAGCCUACAUUAAUGCAUGAGAACAAUAUUUUUUAAAAGGUACUGGUUUCUUACCUGGCUCAUUCUUUGCCCCGAAGAUGGAGGCGACAUGAUUCUCCAAAACAUCAGUUUACUUUAAGUGGACUACUCGGUGUUAUAUCCCAGAAGACAGAAUUGGUUGUAACCACCACUGUGAGAAUGUCAAAUCCUACAAGAUUUUCUUUGUUAUAAAAUGGCCUCUGUUAACCCUUUCACUGCAUAUUAUUUUCUUGCUAUUUUCCUAAGAUAAUGCAAUUUUGAGGUAAAAAUAUGAAGAA